AUCUUCUUCCGUGGUCGAGGGCGUAAUUAUUGUUAGUGCUCCCACUGCACUUAGUAGCUGCAAGCAGAAAAGACAUUCCACUCUUUCGCACGUGCGUGCGUGUGUGUUUUUUUUUUUUUUACCGUGAGGUUCUAUUUAUUUAUUCUUCAGGGAAUCUGAGAGAGAACAGCGCCGACAACUUCCCACACAUUAAUAAACUGACGACGCCAUGAAGCACCGGCUCUGCAUAGCGCUGUCCGUCCUGACGGGAGGCCUCCUGCUGCUGCUGCUGCUGGGGCUCGGGCCAUCGUCGGACGCGCCCCUGAGGAUGGUCUUCGCCUCCUCCGCCUCCUCCGCCUCCUCCGCCUCCUCCUCCUCCUCCUCGGCAUCCGGACGAGACCCCGGCGUCCACGCGGCGGGGACGUCGAACGAGAGCGCGUCUCCGGACGUCAGCGCCGCGCCCGGACCAUCUCUGAACGGCGAGGGGUUCCACCUGGGCGACCACCACCAGCUCCCAUCUCGAGGAGCGGACAACCUGUUCUUCAUCGAGUCCUCGUGCGCGGUCGGCGACCCCCGACGAGGGAUCAAAAGAGCGGCGAUGAACGCGCGCCAAGGCUGCGCCGUCGAGUCGGCGGCCCUGGCGAACCCCAACUCCACCGUCUACUUCCUCAGCACCUGCCCCUCUAACGAGGGCUCCGACGGCGAGCAGGUGGCUAAGGAGGUGUUCAGCUACCCGAACGUGAAGAGCCUUCAGGUCGAGCUGAGCAGCUACCUGAACGACACCCCUUUGGGCGAGUGGAUCCUCAGGGGUUCCCUGAAUGAGUCCUCGUACCCGGUGGAGCACUCCAGCGACAUCCUGAGGCUCGCCACCCUGUGGAAGUUCGGAGGCUUGUACCUGGAUUUGGACUUCGUCGUCCUGAGACCGCUCGCCGGGCUGGGGUGGGACUUCGCGGUUGCCGAGAGCGACGGCCUCGUCUCCAACUGCGUGCUGGGGCUCUCCGCGCGCGGCGUGGGCCGCGAGGUGGCGCAGUCCUGCCUGGGGGAGCUGCUGGCGCGCUUCGAUGGCCGCCAGUGGGCGUACAACGGCCCCUACCUCGUCACCCGGGUGUUGUCCAGGCUGUGCGGGGGCGCGCCGGUGUCGCAGAUGACGGCUGGAAAGUGCCGAGGGUUCGCUGUGCUGAGACCCCAGUCCUUCUUCCCCUUCUACUACCCGCGGUGGGCGCUGCUGUUCGACGAAGGGGCCUCGGACUCGACCAUGGAGCUUGUCCUGAGGAACGGCACGUACGCCGUGCACGCCUGGAACAAGUUGAGCCGCGCGCGGCCCGUCAGGGCGGGCUCCAGGCAGCCUUACGCCCUGCUGGCGCGCCGCUUCUGUCCCAGGGUGUACUCUUCGGCCGGCGACACAUUCUGAGGGGAGACCUAAGAUGCACAUAAAGUUCUACCAUUCCCGAUUACACCCGAACAAUUCACCUUUGGCCAUCUUCGGGAUUUGUUUUGACGUCGUCCGACCGAAGGCCACACUUAGGGGUCGUCCAUUAAUCACGUGAUGUUUUUUUAGCAAAUUCUUAACCCCCCCCCCUAGUGAUUUGUGGUGAGGUUUCAGACUAACCCCCCCCCCCCCAAAAAAAAAAAA
Bacillus rossius redtenbacheri is the source of this 1612-nucleotide messenger RNA. Its product is annotated as lactosylceramide 4-alpha-galactosyltransferase-like. Lineage: Eukaryota; Metazoa; Arthropoda; Insecta; Phasmatodea; Bacillidae. Bases 209 to 1390 code for a protein of 393 amino acids. Gene Ontology annotation, molecular function: alpha-1,4-N-acetylgalactosaminyltransferase activity. The transcript is spliced from 4 exons. The record is from RefSeq and is a predicted model, not a curated record. Gene Ontology annotation, biological process: glycosphingolipid biosynthetic process.